AUGUUGCCCAUUUUAUUCCCUGCAUUUAUCCUGUCUGCUUGCUGCUUAACCAAAGGGAACUGCAUCUCCUAUGAUGAGCUGAAAGAGCUGAAGACUGAAUUUGCCAUCACUCUCUAUCGGCACAUGUCUGAAGCAGAGAACAGGACCAAUCUGGUAGUCUCUCCAGCAAGUGUGGCUGUUUCUUUGGAGCUGCUGCAAUUUGGAGCUCGAGGAAAUACCUUUACUGAGCUACAAGAUGCCCUAGGAUACAGCAUUCAUGAUCAAAGCGUGCAGGAUUUCAUGCACACGAUGGACCAAGCAGUGACUGACUCCGGCCAAGGCACAGUGGUCCAGCUGGGAUGUUCCCUUUUUGUGGACGCGAGUGUGCAUCUCUUGCCCGACUUUGCAGAGCGUGCCGGGCGCUGGGCCAACAGCAGCCUGCUGCAAACCAACCUCACUGACCCCAACACCACCCACAUACAGGGAUGGAUCACCACUGACCUUGCAGAUGGGGAUGUGCGUGGGAUGACCUUGGAGAGUGCUGGGUCAUCGUUCAGCCAGGUCACCCUGGUGAGCACCCUGUACUUCAGAAGCAUGUGGCAAAAAAAGUUUUCCUUUAUGGAUUCCCAGAUGUUGCCUUUCACCACACCAGAGGGCUCGACCCUGAAAGUGCCCACCAUGCACCACACAGCUGAAGUUAACUAUGGCCAGUUCCAGACUGCAGCUCUGGAGGCUUUCAGCGUGGUCGAGUUACCCUACCUAGGGGAGAAACUCAGCAUGUUCCUAGUGCUUCCCAGCCACAAAAGAACACCUUUGUCCCAGAUUGAGUCUCAUCUUUCUGCCAAAACCAUAACGCUCUGGGCCAACAGCUUGAAGAGAACAAAGAUGGACAUUUUUCUGCCUAGGUUCAGUAUUCAAAGCCUUUUUGACCUAAAGACAGUUCUUUCUGCCUUGGGAAUUAGAGAUGCAUUUGAUCCCAUCACUGCUAAUUUUAAAGGCAUUUCAGAGCAAGAUGGUCUUUAUAUUUCAGAAGCUAUUCACAAAGCAGAGAUUGAAGUAACAGAAGAGGGUACAAAGGCAUCAGGAGCUACAGCAAUGGUCUUACUAAAAAGAUCUCGAACACCUAUUUUCAAAGCAGAUCGACCUUUCACAUUUUUCCUGAGGCAAGUUAAUACAGGUUCAGUACUUUUUAUAGGAAGAGUUACAAAUCCUUCAUAA
Molecule: messenger RNA, 1197 nt
Organism: Poecile atricapillus (Black-capped chickadee)
Lineage: Eukaryota; Metazoa; Chordata; Aves; Passeriformes; Paridae
Gene: SERPINE3
Product: serpin family E member 3
Exons: 8
Coding region: 1-1197 (398 amino acids)
Biological process (GO): negative regulation of endopeptidase activity
Molecular function (GO): serine-type endopeptidase inhibitor activity
Source: RefSeq, a predicted model, not a curated record